This is a messenger RNA of Pocillopora verrucosa, 2298 nucleotides long. RefSeq lists its product as uncharacterized. Gene Ontology annotation, biological process: inflammatory response; toll-like receptor signaling pathway; immune response. Gene Ontology annotation, cellular component: plasma membrane. The record is from RefSeq and is a predicted model, not a curated record. Gene Ontology annotation, molecular function: transmembrane signaling receptor activity. Lineage: Eukaryota; Metazoa; Cnidaria; Anthozoa; Scleractinia; Pocilloporidae.
GCUGCAGUAAAUUGGUCGUUAUAACAGCAUGAAAGCCACGCGAAGAUGAAUCAGUGGCUAGCCUGGCAAAACCAUCUACAACAAAAUCCUGAGAAGACAUUACUGAAAAUUGAAUUCGUGAAAAAACUGCUGGAAGAGUAAGGAUAACUUGUGGUUCGCAGCUGUUAUGGACAACAAUAAGAGUCGCUAUCUCAGAACACACUUAGAAAGCUUUCUUCUCUACUCUUUUUUACUUUUGAUGAAUCGAGGUGUCUCAUCUGCAGCAAACUCAAACUGCGAAAUAAAGUCUUCUUGCGGAGCCGACUGCCAAUAUGCUAAUCGAACUACAGUGGAUCCAGGCUCUUACAUAACAUUUGACUGCACGGUUUCCUCAGAAGCGGCAGAAAACAUAACCUGGGAACAAGCAAAGAAGCUGGCUGGAAAAGGAGAUGGCACAUCAGAUCUAGCUUUACAGGAGAGUUCCCAAAACAUUUCAUGCAAGUGUACCAAGAUAUUCUUCACACGCAAACUUAAGAUAGACGAGCAUACGGAAUCUCCCUAUAUAAUCCAACAAGGGGAACGACCUUAUUUGAAGUGUAUUUUCUCGGGAUGGCCACUCCCGCCCGUAGCUAAUUGGUUCAGGGAAGAGAAGCUAAUCACUAACGAGUCAAAAGCAGUUUAUCAGUUGGACAGGAUCUUAGGGAAGGAAGGAAAUAAAACUCUCCACAGCAGUCUCAAUUUUCAAGUUGCACGCGAGGACCAGGCAGGAUUCUAUGAGUGCAAUGCUACAAACAGCAUUCCAGGCUGGUCAAGCAGUAAAUCUAAAAUGAUACAGACGAUAUACCAGUGUCCACAUGCACAAGACCCAAUUGUCGAACACUUGGAAGUUCUCGCGCGCAAAUCUUUUAAUACAACGUUGAUCUGCUUGGUUUAUGAAUCCGAGGAAGGUUGUCCAGAUGACUUACGAUGGUACGCCAAUGGGCGGCCUCUGAGAAAUAGUGGAAAGUACGAAAUAUUAGAGAAGAAAACUCAAUCCAAGUGCAAGAGAGAAUUUAGAUUGACCAUUUUUAACGUUACUAAAAAUGAUGAAGGAAAUUACAGCUGUCACUGGAUAUGCGAAUACUUUGAGGAUAAGAUAGCUACCAUUAAGUUGAAAGUAUCUGUUGAGUCUAUCACUGACCCACCAACAGUGGUUAACGUUUUGACUGGCCCCUUAUAUCCACUUUCAGGACAGCGCAAAAAGUGGCUAUUGCCGAUCAUUAUUCUGGCAGCGGUAGGUGGCGUUGCUGUUUUCAUGGCAGCCGUGCGGUUCGGAGUGAAAAAGAAGUGGACAUCAUCUUACGAACUUGAAAAGUGUGGGUUCAAUGAUGAGGUGUUGAAAAAUCAACUUUUUGUCAGCUACAGCUCAAAAGACGUUUCCUGGGUCAAUGAGUAUCUCAUUUCACUGCUUGAGAAACACUCAAUAGCCUACAGCAUUCAUAGCCGGGACUUUGAACUUGGCAAGCCCAUCGUUCAAAAUAUGGCGGACAAUGUGUAUGGUAGCCGUCAAGUAGUAAUUGUUUUAUCACAGAAUUAUCUUGCCAGUAACUUUUGCCGUGAGGAGCUACACAUGGCUUUUCAGAGGGGGAUGGACACGGGAGAUUCUUCUGUGAUUCUUGUAAUGAUCAAUAACUUGAGGAAGAAGCAACUGCCUGCAGCCUUAAGAGACAAGCGUCUGUUGGAGUUUGAGAAGCACAACAAGAAGCAAGAGUGGGAAGAGAAAAUUCUAAGCGAGAUUUUAGAUUGGAAGACAGACAAUGUUUAAAGAAGUUAGUGUGUUAACAAAUUUUAAAUUCUAGAAACCUUCAUUGGGCCGGCUAAAUUAGCUUGAAGAUUUUUUUUUUCCAAUUUUUAUUCUGAUGCCGGAUGGGAUCAGUUAACAGCGCGAGAGGUUCAUGAAUUAUCUCUCAGUCCCAUGCUCAAAUCAUUGAAGUAUGAGUGAAAUUGUUCAGCCGCCAUUAGAUUAUUCAACGAGAGGAAUCGUAAUUGAGGGCCAAACUGUUUUGAUUAGUUGGCGUCAGAACCCACUGACCUCAUCCCAGUCUACAUAUCUGGGCAUCGUCGUCGUUCCACAUUUAUCCACCGCCAUAUGACGCGAAGUAUUCACUUCCGUAAACUUCCGGUUAGCAUUUGCUUACGGUUUUUUACUGCAUCAUAUGAAGUGAUUUUCAGCUGAUGAAUAUGCGAUUGAUUCAAAACUCUUUUGCAUAAGUUGAUUGAGGUGAUUAAUUAACAGAUAAGAAGUGGCUGUUUAUGACACGAUCCUUUUAAUUGAGAAGU